Molecule: messenger RNA, 5749 nt
Organism: Haliotis rufescens (red abalone)
Lineage: Eukaryota; Metazoa; Mollusca; Gastropoda; Lepetellida; Haliotidae
Product: transcriptional repressor NF-X1-like
Exons: 23
Coding region: 232-3351 (1039 amino acids)
Biological process (GO): negative regulation of transcription by RNA polymerase II
Cellular component (GO): nucleus
Molecular function (GO): DNA-binding transcription factor activity, RNA polymerase II-specific; zinc ion binding; RNA polymerase II transcription regulatory region sequence-specific DNA binding
Source: RefSeq, a predicted model, not a curated record
ACAUAACUCUGUUUUUGCUUCUGAAGCAUAUUGCACCACGGAAACAGUUAUUGAGUAGGAAAACAAAGUAUUUAAGAGCACAAUAUUCACGACGAACCAAACAAUUUUGAAAGUCGCACCGACACCACAUCUUUGAAGCAUUGCUAGAAAGUCGAGUGUCGCAUUUAAUUGCCAGAGACAAGUACCAAAAUAUCCGCGAAAAAGAAGCAAGUUGAGUUACAAGAACCAGCUAUGAGUUACAGUCAGAACUCCCAGAACAGCUACAGCGACUUCAGCUACAGCGACCCCACCAACGCUUCAGGUGCCAGCCAGGCAUACUUUAACCCCUAUAACGGUCAGUACUACUACACAUACGACUACCAACAGGCUUACCCACAGCAGCCUGUGUAUGGCCAGCAGUACCCACUGUAUCAAUACCAGGAUACUCAGUGGGUUCAGGAGCAGGCAGUACCCUCCCAUUCCUACAGACAGAACCGUCCCCGGGGGCGUGGCGGAGGGGGGCAAAACACCAGAGGGAGGGGGACAUGUUAUUAUAACCAGAACUAUUAUGGACAAAACCAAGGUUAUUAUAACCCAAAUAUGCACGAUCAGCAAUAUUAUGAAGCUAAUUCUGGUCCAAGUCUGUCGGACGUAAACGAACAAAGCAACGAGUCAGCAAAACAGUUCGAUCAAGGACAGAGUAGAACCUCAGAGUACAACAGCAGUACUACCACAGGGAGUUCUAGAGAUGGAAACUCAAGCCGUCCAAGAUAUGGGAGUGAUCGUGGGGGGAAACGGAAGCAGUAUAACUACAGUGCGAGGGGGGAGCACAGUGGGCGGGGUAGAACCAGCGAGGACAGGGGAAAGGCAUCUCCAGUUCCGGGUAGUCGGCCGAGGUCAGGCGACAAGAACAGACGAGAGGAUGGCAGAGAGGGUGAUGAGAAGGUUGGCCAGGCUGGUGUCAGGAGAGGUCAAGGUCAUCGUGCUGAGAAGGAUGAGACACAAAGGGGAACUCUGUUGAACCAGCUGUCCCGCGGCAAGUACGAGUGUAUGGUGUGCUAUGACAACGUGCGGUGUGAACACGCCAUCUGGAGCUGCGGCAACUGCUUCCACGUCUUCCAUCUGCACUGCAUCAAGAAGUGGGCUCGGACUUCCACCGUCACAGAGAGAGAUGGGAGUGUCACAGGCUGGAGGUGCCCUGCUUGUCAGAAUGUCACAGAGAAAGUGCCCAACCAAUACCGCUGCUACUGUGCAAAGAUGCGGGACCCAGCAUACAGUCAGUAUGAGACCCCUCACAGCUGUGGGGAGGUGUGUCACAAGAAGAGGAAGGGCGAUUGCCCUCACCCUUGCACUUUACUGUGCCACCCCGGACCGUGCCCCCCGUGCAGUGCUACCGUCAACAGAAGCUGCGACUGUGGCAGAUCAAAGAAUCUAGUACGGUGUGGUCACGACACAAGCUACAAGUGUGACGCUGUGUGUGGCAAGUCCCUCAACUGUGGCAAACAUGAGUGCCAGGAGGUGUGCCACAAGGGCGAUUGCCACGCGUGUGAGGAGAAGGUCACACAGAAAUGUUACGGGGGCCACAGUCAGAGGGACGUACUCUGUGGCAGUGUCGAGUCCAGAGAGGUGUCCUUCUCCUGUGAUGAGGAGUGUCGACGCGCCCUCAAGUGUGGCACUCACACGUGUGAACAGCUGUGUCACCCCGGGGAGUGUGGCAGGUGCCCCCUCCUCCCAGACCUUGUCACACACUGCCAGUGUGGCCAGACCCUCCUGACCGACCUCCCUGAUGGUCAGCGCUCAAGUUGUGCUGACCCCAUCCCAGUCUGUGAUAAACUGUGCUCAAAGCCUCUCACUUGUGGCCCAAAAGAUGCCCCCCAUACAUGUGAUCGUCCUUGUCACAUUGGGGAGUGUGGUCCCUGUGAAGGGGAGACAACUCUAAUGUGUUACUGUGGGGCCAAGGAGAAGGUUUUCUCUUGUUCUGAAACAACCAAAUUUACAGUCACUAAUCCUUACAAAUGUGAGCGGCGAUGCACGAAGAAGAAGUUGUGUGCUCGUCACAAGUGCACUGAAACAUGCUGUACGAGAGAUGUUCACAUCUGUGAAGUGACGUGUGGCAAGAAGCUGAAGUGUGGCCGCCACAAGUGUAAGGCUCUGUGUCACCGUGGCAACUGCCAGCCUUGUCUUGUUGCUGGUUUUGAUGAGUUGUCCUGCCACUGUGGAGCAGAGAUCAUCUUCCCACCAAUACCGUGCGGGACACGCCCACCUGAAUGUCACAAAACAUGCGUCCGAACCCACCCGUGUCAACAUCAAGUUCGCCAUAACUGCCACAGUGACAGUGUAUGCCCACCCUGCACGGAGCUGAUGGAGAAACUCUGUAUGGGAGGUCAUGAGACUCGCAAAAACAUCCCCUGUCACAUGGCUGAUAUUUCCUGUGGGAGACCGUGUGGUAGACUGCUCCUGUGUGGGAUACACAAGUGUCUGCGUAUCUGUCACAAGGGGGACUGCGAGAGGGAGGGGGACGUGUGUGUACAGCCGUGCGUCAGGAAGAGAGAGGGAUGUGACCAUCCCUGUGCAGCUCCCUGUCAUCCGGACGACGCUUGCCCUAAAGUGCCUUGUAAAGCUGAGAUCACCAUCAAGUGUCCGUGUGGCCAUCAGAGCGCCAAGGUGUCCUGCUUGUUGGGCGGGGACAGUAGCACAAACAUCUCUGAGUACCAGAAGGUGACCGUGCAGCAGCUGUCCAGUGGGCGUGUCAUGGACAUGGCCAAGUUGGCGAGUGUCAUGAAGGGCGGAACACGGAGCUUGGACUGUGAUGCUGAGUGUGCUAUCAUUGAGCGGAACCGCCGUGUGGCGCUUGCCUUGGAGAUCAAGAACCCAGACUUUCAAGGGAAACUCGGCAACCCUACGUUCUCUGAUUUCCUCAAAGAAUUUGCCAAAAAGUACCCGAAGUUUGUGUCGGAUGUGGAGAAGGCCCUGAGUGAUCUUGUCCACUCUGCUAAACAGUCCAAGCAUGCCACUCGGAGCCACGCCUUCAGUCCGAUGACCCGGGACCAGCGCCAUCUCGUACAUGAGCUGGCAGAGUUCUACGGUUGUGAGACUCAAAGUUAUGAUUCGGAACCAAAGAAGAACGUGGUUGCAAUCGCAAAAAGAGACAAGUGUUGGCUGCCCAACUCGACCUUGACUGCUGUGCUGCAACGUGAACAUGGCCGCACGGCACCGCCUCCAAUACCUCACUUCCACCAGUCCAGUGAGCUCAGGCAGGGUUCCCCAGCAUCCAAUGUGGUGAAGCUGGAGACCAACUCACCCUCCCACACCCGCAGAGAGAGGACCCCCCCUGGUCCUGCCAUCGACUACUUCGACUUCUCCGUCAGCUGAUCAGCAUCCCACCCUGUCAAAGGGAGACAAUCUUGAUGUGUGUUAAUUUCAAAGUUAUUGAUUCAACAUGGUGAUACUUAAGGUUGACGGAAUCCUAGAAUUAACAUUUACUCUGAUGCACAAAGAUACAAUGACACAUAUUCAGAGUUUUACUCUGCAAGUUACUGGUGAAAUUAGAAAAUUUAUCAGCAUAGAUUUGUGAAAGGCCAUUAUUUUUGUAAUUGUUGCAUAUUAGAUUUUUUCUGCCCGAGUCUGAUCUCAGAGGGUUUAAAUCAAGAAGCUUUCAUAUUUAUAGACUCUGCGAUUGUGCAGAAUUUCGGCUUUUCUCGGAAGACGCUGGGUGUUAGUUGCAGGAGUCAGUGUAUCAAGGGACAGAACUCUGGAUUUCUGCUGAAUGGAAUUAACAAUGACUGACUGAUUUGGUAAAAUUUGAAUGUCAAAUUAAACACUGGAGUUAAUGAAUUUUUGUGGCAUUGAUGGGUUUUCAACAAACAAAAUGUAAUUUUGUAAUAAUGUUUUUCUCCUUUUUGUUUGUUUGUAAUAGAGUCAGGACCAAACCUACACAAUAAUGGCCUUACUUGUAAAUUGACUUUAACCAAAGGUCCAGUGAUGCCCUGUGUCCAAGCUUUGCUGAAGGACCUGACUCCGCAACACAAAGCUAAUUUGUGAUCAUGGUUCAUACUAACAUGACUAAGGAACAGACCAUGUAGUAUUCAGGAGGGAGGUCAGGGAGACCUGAGAUUUCUUUUAGAGACAGAAUAUUUUAUUCUGUCAUUGCUUCAAGACAAACAUUUCUUUUCUCUGAACAACACUUUCUUUAAAUCCAGCAUUUUCAUUUCUUUACAGCAAUUUAUGGAACAGAUUAUUAUAACACCCUCCCCCCUGCAUAUGAAAUGGUUGGUCCAAGGGAACGGAUAAAGAGCUUAGUGUGCAAACUGGUCCAUUGGCUGGGGUGAUAAUGUAGUGCUUUGAACAUGCUUCAGGGGAUGGAUUUGGAGCAUCAUAUAUAUAUAUAUAUACAGGUUAUUAUUAAUAUUAUUAUCAUCAUGGACCGAAGCAAGGGAAUUUGUUUUUAAUACUGCUGGUCCAUGGUAGACACAGAGAGAAAUGCUAUCGAAUAUUCCAGAAAGUCCACACCACAUGGAAUACUGGGAUAAUUAUGUUAGGGAUCAUUUCUGAUUGACUGUCGUGAUGGUCUUUGUGAUAAAUGACUUUUUUUAUUGUUAUUUGUGUGUAAAGAAUGUAUUUUGAGAUAAACAGAUUUUCCCAGUGAUAAUGUUUCGAGAAGAUAUUACAUAUGUAAGAUAGUUGGCAUUGACAGUGCUUAUGUUUCAUUUUGAGUUGUGGCUGAAAGAAUAUUCUUGGUUCUCGUACAUUGAUGUCCUUGCUUUAAAGCAGCUUAAUUUGGUUCUACACGCCUAGACACGGCCAUGUAGCAACAUUUGGUGCAGCCUGUCUGCAUCAAAGGCAAUAAGUGUCGGGGCAAGUUGAAACUUGGUAUGUUUCCUACCCUGGAUUGCACAGUUUAUCAAACUAGGCCUUUAUUUUUUUAUAGUUAGUUUACAUAAACAACUAAUCUGUCAUGCAGACCUUGAAACAGAUAUACCCAAUACAGCCCAUGCAAGUCUGUUAUAGUUGGCAAGUCUAGAUUACUGCAGUCUGAAAAGGAAGCAAGUCUCGGGGCUCCUUUUGAUUACGUUUUAUUUAGAUAAUUUAAGAGUGUAUUUUUUUUUCUGUAAAUGCUUUCAUUUCAGUGACUGGAUGUUCGUUUAAAAAUGACAAACAAUAACUUAAAUAACUAAAAAAAUGACUUUGGGAGAAGAUUCUAAGUAUGACUCAUGUCACGAAUAAGAGCAUCAUUAUUUUGUUCAACGUUGGGAUUUUGUUAAUGUUCUUAUUUUCCUAAAUUCUGAGGUAUUUUGACAUUGCUUACAGUGCAGUAAUGUAUAACUAUGCUUCAAAGCCACUUUCUCUUGAUUGGUCCUGUUAUCAUUGAAACAUAAGUUACAUCUGCAAAGUCAUAACAUGAUUUGGGAAUUUUGACUAACAUUGACUGGAGACUUGGGUCUGAAUAUCGGCCUGUGGGCAGGUGUGAAUGACCCCUGAGUAUCUCCUGAGACUACUGGGAAGUCGGCCAUGAACCCUCAUUAACACAGGUUACCGGGGUUAAUGUUCUCAACUUUUGCAUCUAAUUUAUUGGUGUUUACGAGGAUGGCAGGUGCUGAACAUAGUGUCCAACCACCGACAUCCUCUUUGAACUUGGUUUUCAUUCAUUAAUAAUCAAUUAUUUUGGGAGUUUAAUUUUAUCGAUAUAUUUUUUUCACCCACCUGCAUUGUAUGUUUUGUAAAGAUUUUGUUAACUAACUAAUAAAAGGCCUAACGGAAAGUCCUUGCCAGG